Messenger RNA from Mycotypha africana, 1412 nucleotides. RefSeq lists its product as uncharacterized. The transcript has 3 exons. Gene Ontology annotation, cellular component: kinetochore. Gene Ontology annotation, molecular function: nucleic acid binding. The coding region runs from base 370 to 1236 and encodes 288 amino acids. NCBI's taxonomy places the organism in Eukaryota, Fungi, Mucoromycota, Mucoromycetes, Mucorales, Mycotyphaceae. The record is from RefSeq and is a predicted model, not a curated record.
ACUACAUCACCGAUGAAGUACCGGGUAAACUGUCUCGGAUCGCUUUUAGUAUGGCUGAUCGAUGACGUUGUCAAUAGCUGCUGUGGCGGUUCUGGAUUGGCAAAAUAAAGGUUGAUAGCUGUUUCAACGUUGUUAUUUGCACGAUGUAAUAAACUAGUCAAAAGAUCGUCAGGAAGAUCGCCCAAGAUUGCCUUUAGAGAGGCAAUGGAGGCUUCUUCUCUUUGACGCUUUGACAUGACGGAGAAAGGACGAUCAAAACAAAGAUUAAGGAGGAAAGAUUAGCAAUUUCUCUUAUUGGACCCAGAGCAACUUCCAUUUUUGGUUUCUUUACGCGCAGUUCUUUAGGCAAGCAGAAAAAAAAAUUGCUUAAUGCGGGACUAUUCUUACUUCUUCGUUCUAUCUCCAAAUAUUGGUAAAUCAGUUUAUAUAAUGAGUGAUGAAGAAGAGGAUGAUUAUAUGUCUCUGAAGUUUUUACAAGAUGCUGAGCAGUUUGAAUCGCAAAGGAAAGAAGCUACUUACACAGAACGGCGGAAAAAGCAACUACGCGAGCAAGAAAAAAAAGCUCAUGUAAAACCGCGAGCCCAACUGGAAGCAGAAGAGAGAGGAAAGGCUCUCCAACGCUCACUAGAAGAAGACAAAAGCAAUAAGGGUAUGAAAAUGCUUAUGAAAAUGGGCUUCAAGAAAGGCAUGUCACUUGGAAAGAAUAGCAGCGGUAUUGUAGAACCGAUCAAAGUCAAUAUCAAGGCGGGUAGACAAGGAAUCGGUAUGGAAAUUGAAUCAGAAAAGCGUUUGAGAGCAUUAGAAGAAGAGGAAAUGGAAAACAGCAAAAGGGCCAAGGUUGAUUUGGAAACCUUUCGAACCAUCAAAGCAAAACAAGCAAAGGAAAAUCAAUUACGAAGAUACCUCACUGCAGCUAUUUCUAUUUGCAAGAAGUUUGAUGAGGAGAACUCAGUAGAAACAAACAUAUUAUGGACGCUAGAACCUGCAUCCCAAGAAAUGGAAAAUAAUGAAGAUACAGAGCAAGACAAAGAAGAAGAAGCUACAGACAAUAUUAUCGAUUUAUACCCUAAAGAAGAAAUUGAGAGAUUGAACAGCUUAGAAUUAGAUGAAAAAUUUGCUCUUGUCGUAGAGUAUUUACGCAACAAGUAUUUUUAUUGCUUUUGGUGUAGUGCUAAAUAUAAAGAUGCAGAGGAUCUACAGGCCAACUGUCCGGGACCGGAAGAGGAUGAUCAUUAAAGCAGACAAUAAUUACGUAAUAAAAUAAGGAGAUUUUCUUUUGCCACUGAGUUUGGCAAUUUGAAAUGCAGAAAACAAGCUAAAUUAAGUUUGACAGACAAUGGAGCGAUUUUGGCACCAAUUUGCAUCUCAGAAUGGUUUGGAUGGAGAUAAGCCAGCUCACAUGGUGUACGCAC